Halteromyces radiatus is the source of this 1169-nucleotide messenger RNA. Its product is annotated as P-loop containing nucleoside triphosphate hydrolase protein. The coding region runs from base 1 to 996 and encodes 331 amino acids. The record is from RefSeq and is a predicted model, not a curated record. The transcript is spliced from 6 exons. Gene Ontology annotation, molecular function: RNA binding. Lineage: Eukaryota; Fungi; Mucoromycota; Mucoromycetes; Mucorales; Cunninghamellaceae. Gene Ontology annotation, cellular component: intracellular anatomical structure; transcription factor TFIIA complex; spliceosomal complex. Gene Ontology annotation, biological process: mRNA splicing, via spliceosome; transcription initiation at RNA polymerase II promoter.
AUGUUUGUCAAUACUAUUCCUGAAAUCCAACGUACCAAUCUUGCUAGUGUGGUGUUACUUCUCAAAUCUUUAGGUGUAAAAGAUCUUUUAGAGUUUGAUUUUAUGGAUCCUCCUCCUCAGGAUACCAUUCUCAAUUCUAUGUAUCAACUUUGGGUUCUAUCCGCACUUGACAAUACUGGGGAACUGACACCAGCUGGUGCUAAAAUGAAUGAUUUCCCUCUGGAUCCUUCAUUAGCCAAGAUGUUGAUCACUGCCCAAGAUCAAAACUGUACAGCUGAAGUCCUGACUAUUGUAUCCAUGUUAUCAGUACCAUCUGUGUUUUAUCGACCGAAAGAACGUAUGGAAGAAAGUGAUCUUGCAAGAGAAAAAUUCUUUGUUCCUGAAAGUGAUCAUCUUACCCUGCUUCAUGUUUAUACCCAAUGGAAAUCAAACCAUUACCGUGACAGUUGGUGCACCAAACACUUUAUUCAUCCCAAGGCCAUGCGCAAAGCCCGUGAAGUACGAUCACAACUAUUGGAUAUUAUGAAAACAUUGAAAAUGCCAUACGUCUCUUGUGGUACCGAUUGGGAUGUCAUUCGAAAAUGUAUUUGUUCAGCCUAUUUCCAUCAAGCUGCUAGAGUCAAAGGUAUUGGGGAAUACGUCAAUUGUCGUAGUGGUAUGAAAUGUCAUCUCCAUCCUACAAGUGCACUCUAUGGUGCUGGAUUUACUCCAGAUUAUGUUGUCUAUCAUGAACUUAUUAUGACGUCCAAGGAAUAUAUGCAAUGUGUUACGGCGGUGGAUCCAUUUUGGUUGGCAGAAAUGGGUCCCAUGUUCUUUUCUAUUCGUGAUCGAGACAGGAACUAUGGACAUAAGGGACAUUUACAUACGUAUCGAUUCUGUGACGAUGUAUGGACAUUUAUCAUUGAGAAUCCCAACUUUAAGUUUGAUCAAGAUACCAUAUCAUCCGAUAAAGUCAAGAUUGUAGCUUGCAAUGCCAAACGACCUGGAGAACAAUAGAUCAACCUUUUUUUUUUACUAGUUUAGUCUCUUAGUUUUACCCUUCCGUCAUCUUAUUUUCCACCUUUUCUAUCAGCCAUUUAUUUUGUUUUUAUCAUGUACAUAUCUCAUACUGCGUGUUCCACUCCUUUCUCUACAAAAUCCAAUAAAAAAUCAUCCUUUUUUUUUAUUUU